AUGUCCACCUACGCGUACUUCGCGAAAGCUGGCGAUCGGGCGGAUAAAAGCCAGUAUGAAGUCGCAAUCGCCAUGUACGAGCCGCGUGCUGCCGACUACGAUGAUUCCUGGCACCCGGACUACACGCGGAGGUUGAUGGACCUCGUUGGCGUGCAUCCGCGCGACAGAAUCCUGUCGCUGGCUUGCGGCACUGGACUCGAGAUAUUCCACGCCGCCCCAACCAUCGCCGAUGACGGUGCCAUUAUCGGCAUCGAUGCCACCAAAGCCAUGCUCCAAGUUGCUCAGCGCAAACUGGACGCGCAUCCUUCGUUACAUCGCCGCGUACGGCUUAUCCAACAUGACAUCACGGACCUGGAGUCUUGCUCAGCUCUGGAGAAGCGCCCCUUUGACCUGAUCGUAUGCUCCAACGCGUUCGUGCUUCUCGAGGACAGGGAUGCGACCAUCGCACACUGGGCAGAGUAUCUCAAGCCCAACGGGCGCCUCGUGAUCGACAUCCCCGGCGAGCAGAGCAUCCCGGAAGGAACCAUCAUCGAAAACAUCUGCAAGAAAUUAGGGAUCAAGUUCGCGUCGGAUCGCUCUUGGAUCCGCUCGAUAGACUCAUUUCGGGCAGUUUUGGAGUCGCAGGGCUUUGAUGUCAAGACCGCGACCGUGCUCGAGAAGCGAUCUGGUAAGGACGUCAAGCUUCUCGACGCAGGGCAGCUCGAGAGCCAAUUCGAAAAGGUUGUGCAAACAGCGGUAGAAAAUAAGUUGGUGCCGCCUGACUUCUACGACAAGACAAAGCCGUUAUUCAUAGAAGAAUGGAACAAAAUGGCGGUGGACAACAAGGUCAGGGUGUGCGAGAGCCUAUACGUGUAUAUUGCUGAGAAAAGGGCGUGA
Messenger RNA from Cordyceps fumosorosea ARSEF 2679, 876 nucleotides. RefSeq lists its product as hypothetical. Lineage: Eukaryota; Fungi; Ascomycota; Sordariomycetes; Hypocreales; Cordycipitaceae. The transcript has a single exon. The record is from RefSeq and is a predicted model, not a curated record. The coding region runs from base 1 to 876 and encodes 291 amino acids.